Exophiala bonariae is the source of this 1578-nucleotide messenger RNA. RefSeq lists its product as uncharacterized. The record is from RefSeq and is a predicted model, not a curated record. Gene Ontology annotation, biological process: transmembrane transport. Bases 1 to 1578 code for a protein of 525 amino acids. Gene Ontology annotation, molecular function: transmembrane transporter activity. The transcript is spliced from 2 exons. Gene Ontology annotation, cellular component: membrane. NCBI's taxonomy places the organism in Eukaryota, Fungi, Ascomycota, Eurotiomycetes, Chaetothyriales, Herpotrichiellaceae.
AUGAGUGAAGAUUAUCACUAUUUGGACAAAGCAGGCAUGCCGCCCUCAGUCAAAACCGUUCUUGAGCCUGCUCCCGCCGAAGGCAUUUCAGUCACAGUUGAAGCUCGAGAACUCCGUCCUCGAUUUUCGGUUUUGUCUGCCAUUGGAAUACAGUUCAGCAUCUCCGCCACCCCCCUUGCCGUUGGGUCGUAUAUUGUCUUCACCCUGGGGGCUGGUGGUAGCCCUUUCUUCUUCUACGCCUUCCUCGUGGCAGCUCUUGGUCAACUGAUUAUAUGCACCUGUAUGGCAGAGAUUGCGUCGGUCUUCCCUCACGCAUCUGGCCAAGUGUUCUGGACAGCGGCUUUGGCUCCACCCAAAUGGUCUCGAUUCCUUAGCUACUGGAAUGGUGCAGCUACAACUCUAGGUUGGAUUUUUGCCAAUGCUGGAACCUACGUUUUUACCGCUCAGAUCUGGACGGCGACCAUGAAGAUUCGAAAUCCGAGUUGGGAAGUUCAGACCUGGCAAGUAUUUCUCAUAGCAUGUGGCUGUGCCGUGAUCGGAGUCAUCCUCAACAUCUGGUUGUUCGACUACUACCCGCAUGUUACGAGAUUUAUGGUUGUUUUCAUCAAUCUAGCGACCGUUUACGUCCUUGUGACACUUCUAGUCCGCGCUACACCAAAGGCCUCUGCACGUACAGUUUUCAUCGACGUAAUCAACGAAACUGGUUGGGGGUCUAACGGACUAGUUUUUCUCCUUUGUUUCCUCCCUGGGUGUGUGGCAAUCUCUUGCUUCGACACAGCGGCACAUAUGAGUGAAGAGAUGGACGAGCCGGAACGUCAAAUUCCCUUGGUGAUGGUCGGAGGGUCUCUCCUGUGUGCUUUGACGGGCAUUCCAAUGAUACUGGUCUAUCUCUUCUGCACCGUUGCACCUAUGCACUUGUUGGAGCCUGCGGGUGGCCAACCUGUCUUUCAGCUAUUCAUGGACGGGUUCAGAUCUGACGCGCUGUUGACGGUCGCCAUGGUUAUCUACUGCAUUGUUUAUCUUUCGUCAUGCCCAGCCACGAUUGCAACCACAAGUCGACUUAUAUGGUCUCUCGCGAGCCAUGGGGCCCUGCCAUUUGGCAACUUCAUCGGCUACGUUGAGCCUAAACGCCAGAUUCCAGCUAAUGCCGUCUACAUUACAGCUGUGAUCUCAAGCCUCGUCGGACUACUGAUUUUUGGUCCGACCACAGUUCUGAAUGGCGUCUUUGGCGCCGGUGCUGUCUGCUUCUUCUUCUCCUAUGGACUCCCGAUAUGGCUCAAUGUGGCGACCUUAGGCAAGCAGCUCCCCUCUACUCGUUACUUCAAUCUGAAAGGACUCAGCCUUCCGCUCAGCAUCAUGGCAAUCUGCUGGCAACUGAUAACGGUUGUGUUUUUAUCCUUCCCUAUUUACAAGCCUGUCACUACCACCAGCAUGAACUGGGCAUCGCUCUGUGCUGUUAUUGGUCUUGGUCUUGGCUUGAUCAACUGGUUCGCAUACGCCAAAAAGCACUAUCAUGGUCCAAAGGCAUUAUUCGUUGCUGGAAUUCACGGCCGCCAGAGUGUUUCAUUGGAAGAUUAA